UUAUACUUCUGCGUUUCUAUUUAAUAGUUAGAAGUUGUAGCUUUCAAAUUCUAGAGAGCGUGAGAAAAUUGCAACCAAGAAUGGGAACUUUACUGGGUGACCUUUCCAUGGUGACGAAACUCACAUCCAUGUGGAAAGAGAGAUUAAGUGAAUGGUCUGUCGGCAGCGGAUCGCUUAGGGAAACGGCGCCACAGGAGUAUGAAGAGGCGGCUUCCAUGGCAGUUUUCCGCAUAGUUGGGAUGACUUGCUCUGCUUGUGCUGGAUCUGUCGAGAGAGCUAUCAAGCGGCUCCCGGGGAUUCACGAGGCAGUCGUCGACGCGCUGAACAAUCGGGCUCACAUCCUGUUUUACCCAGGCGUUGUCAAUGAGGAGAAAAUUCGUGAGACUAUUGAAGAUAUUGGAUUUGAAGCAUCGUUGAUAGAAAAUGAGAGGACCAACCAAGCAUGCAGAAUAAGGAUAAAUGGUAUGACUUGUACCUCAUGUUCUUCGACCGUCGAAAGAGCUCUGAAAUCAGUUAAUGGUGUAGAAAGAGCUCAUGUCGCCUUAGCCAUAGAAGAAGCUGAAAUUCAUUAUGAUCCCAGUCUUGUGAGCUCUGAGAAACUACUGGAAGCCAUUGAAAAUGCUGGAUUUGAAGCCAUACUUAUAAGUACACGUACGGGUGAGGAUGUGAGCAAGAUCACUUUAAAGAUUGAUGGUGAGUUUACUGAUGAAUCCAUUACAAUAAUUGAAAGAUCUCUUGAAGCAAUUCAUGGGGUCCAAAAAGUUGAGAUCAACCCUGGAAAUGAUAAGAUAUCUGUACUGUACAACCCUGAUGUGACGGGACCAAGGAACUUCAUUCGGGUGAUAGAGUCAACAGUGUUUGCUGGUCACAUUAAGGCAACAAUAUUCACAGAAGGAGGGGUAGGCAGAGACUCUCAGAACCAAGGGGAGAUUAAGCAGUACUGCAAGUCUUUUCUUUGGAGCUUGGUGUUCACAGCACCGGUGUUCUUGACAGCCAUGGUCUUUAUGUAUAUCCCUGGAGUUAAAAACAUGCUGAUGUUUAAGGUUGUUAAUAUGCUCAAUGUUGGAGAAAUCAUAAGGUGGGUUUUGGCUACCCCUGUCCAGUUUUUCAUAGGUUGGAGAUUUUAUAUUGGCUCUUACAAAGCGUUACGACGGGGAUCAGCUAACAUGGAUGUUCUGGUCGCCUUGGGAACAAACGCAGCCUACUUCUAUUCAUUGUAUACAGUUCUGAGAGCUGCAACAUCUCCGGAUUUCAUGGGAGUUGAUUUCUUUGAGACCAGUGCCAUGCUCAUCUCAUUUAUCAUCCUUGGAAAAUAUUUGGAGGUUCUUGCUAGAGGAAAAACAUCUGAAGCUAUUGCAAAGCUUAUGAACUUGGCGCCCGAAACUGCGAUGUUGUUGAAUCUGGACAAUGAAGGACAUGUGACUGGGGAAGAAGAGAUUGAUGGUCGACUGAUACAGAAGAAUGACAUAAUCAAAAUAAUUCCUGGUGCUAAAGUAGCUUCAGAUGGUUAUGUCAUAUGGGGACAAAGCCAUGUGAACGAAAGUAUGAUAACUGGAGAGGCAAGGCCAGUGGCGAAGAGGAAAGGUGAUACAGUUAUAGGAGGAACUUUGAAUGAGAACGGAGUUCUACAUGUUAAGGUCACAAGGGUUGGUUCAGAGAGUGCUCUUGCGCAGAUUGUUGGACUUGUUGAGUCCGCACAGCUGGCCAAAGCUCCAGUACAGAAGUUAGCUGAUCAGAUUUCUAAGUUCUUUGUUCCUCUGGUAAUUUUUGUGUCGCUCUCAACUUGGCUUGCCUGGUUUAUAGCUGGGAAAUUGCAUUGGUACCCUGAAUCAUGGAUACCUUCUUCAAUGGUUAGCUUCGAGCUAGCUCUUCAGUUUGGGAUCUCUGUCAUGGUCAUAGCUUGUCCAUGUGCUCUAGGGUUAGCUACUCCCACGGCUGUUAUGGUUGGUACUGGGGUUGGUGCAUCCCAAGGUGUGCUGAUAAAAGGUGGUCUCGCCUUAGAAAGAGCACACAAGGUUACUUGCAUUGUCUUUGACAAGACAGGAACACUCACAAUGGGGAAGCCUGUGGUUGUUAAAACGAAAAUCCUAAACAGUAUGGUCAUUGGAGACUUCUACGAAAUUGUUGCUGCAACUGAGGUAAACAGUGAGCACCCAUUAGCAAAGGCCAUUGUUGAGUAUGCGAAGAUAUUCAAAGAUGAGCAAGAGAAUCAUGCAUGGCCUGAAGCUCGUGAUUUUGUCUCCAUCACAGGAAAAGGUGUGAAAGCGACGGUGAGAGGAAUAAAGGUUAUGGUGGGAAACAAGAAACUCAUGUGUGAUCAUGGAGUUAGCAUUCCAGAUGAUGCUCAAGAGUUGCUAGCAGAAGCGGAAGAGAUGGCCCAGACCGGUAUUCUUGUCUCCAUAAACGGUGAAUUGGCUGGAUUUGUAGCUGUUUCAGAUCCGCUAAAACCGAUUGCUGGAGAAGCCAUCUCCAUUCUAAAAUCCAUGAACAUCGUAAGCAUCAUGGUUACUGGUGACAACUGGGGAACUGCUAAUUCCAUUGCUAGAGAAGUCGGUAUCGACUCUGUUUUCGCGGAAGCUAAACCCGAGCAAAAAGCAGAGAAAGUCAAAGAAUUACAGGCUAUGGGUCAUGUUGUGGCAAUGGUGGGUGACGGAAUCAAUGACUCACCCGCUCUCGUGGCAGCAGAUGUAGGAAUGGCAAUUGGUGCAGGAACGGACAUUGCCAUAGAAGCAGCUGACAUCGUUCUGAUGAAAAGCAACUUAGAAGAUGUGAUCACAGCCAUUGAUCUUUCAAGGAAAACCUUCUCAAGAAUCCGUCUCAACUAUGUUUGGGCUCUCGGUUAUAACCUCAUGGGAAUACCGAUCGCUGCAGGAGUGCUUUUCCCGUACACACGUUUCAGGUUGCCUCCAUGGAUUGCAGGUGCUGCAAUGGCGGCUUCUUCUGUUAGUGUUGUAUGUUGCUCUCUCUUGUUGAAGAAUUACAAGCGCCCUAAGAAGCUUGAUAAUCUGGAGAUCCGUGAGAUUCAGGUGGAGCGAGUUUAAAAAAAAAACAAACACAACCGACCUAAGCGUAUUGCAACAUUGUAAUAAUAAUGGAGAUUAUGUAAUAAUUGAAUUUUCAAAAAAAAAAGAAGUAAUAUUGGAGAUUUGUGUA
Brassica napus (rape) is the source of this 3153-nucleotide messenger RNA. Its product is annotated as probable copper-transporting ATPase HMA5. Gene Ontology annotation, molecular function: ATP binding; copper ion binding; ATP hydrolysis activity. Gene Ontology annotation, biological process: monoatomic cation transport. The transcript is spliced from 6 exons. Bases 81 to 3041 code for a protein of 986 amino acids. NCBI's taxonomy places the organism in Eukaryota, Viridiplantae, Streptophyta, Magnoliopsida, Brassicales, Brassicaceae. Gene Ontology annotation, cellular component: membrane. The record is from RefSeq and is a predicted model, not a curated record.